UCGAAUUUGAAGGGUUUUUUUUUUUUUUUUUCCCUGGAAAGAUAGGGUUCGCGGAAGUGUGGAUUCAGUUUAGGGGAUUGAUCGAAUUCCGUUCGGUCAAAUGGAGCCUGUGGUGGUUAGAUCGGGACGGCGAGGGAGGAAAAGAAAGCAGGAUGUACAAAACGGUUUGGAUGAUCGGCAAGCGAAGAAGCAGGUGGUUGAGACAAGGUCGAAGGCAUAUGUUGGAAGGUAUGUGAAGAAAGAGUUUGAGGGCAGUGGGGUUUUCCUGGGGAAGAUUGUAUCUUAUGAUACCGGUUUAUACAGAGUUGAAUACGAAGAUGGGGACUGUGAGGAUUUGGACAGCGCCGAAUUGAGACAGUUUCUUAUUGAGGAUGCUGAUUUAGACGAUGGCUUGAUCUUAAGGAGGAAGAACUUAGAUGAAUUAAUAGCAAAUAGAAAUUGGAAGGCCAAGGUUGUGGUAGAGGAGAAUAUACAGGCGCCUGUGGAUGCUGUAGACAAGAUCGAGGCACCUACACCGAGUGAAUUAAGUAAUGAAUAUGCUAAUGAAGGUGAUGCAGUUCAAGUUGAUGAUGAUGCUGAUUCAUCAAGUGAUUCAUGUGAGCAUGCUCAAUAUCAGGAUUUCAGCCCAGAGGCUGACACCCUAGUUGUUCCCCCGCCAUAUUUGCCUCCUUCUUCUGGAAAUAUUGGGGUACAAGAGGAGUUUGUUUCACACCUUUUCUCUGUGUAUGGCUUCUUGCGGUCAUUCAGCAUACGGCUGUUUUUGAGCCCCUUUGAACUUGAUGAUUUCGUGGGAUCACUAAAUUGUCUUGCUUCAAACACCUUAUUGGAUGCUAUUCAUGUUGCUCUUAUGCGUGUAUUGAAGCGUCAUCUUGAAAUGCUCUCUUCCAACGGUUCAGAGUUGGCAUCCAAAUGUCUGAGGUGUAAUGAUUGGAGCUUGCUUGAUACAUUAACUUGGCCAGUUUACUUGGUCCAAUAUUUAAUGAUAAUGGGAUACACGAAUGGACCCGAUUGGAAAGGAUUUUAUGUUGAUGCAUUAGAGAAGGAUUAUUACACCUUAUCUGCAGGUAGGAAGUUGUUAAUUUUGCAGAUGUUGUGUGAUGAUGUUUUAGACUCUGAUGAGCUAAGAGCAGAAAUAAACAUGCGUCAAGAAGCAGAAGUUGGGACAGAUUCAGAUGCUGUUGCAGCUGUUGCUGCCGAAAAUGGGCCAAGAAGGGUUCAUCCUAGAUACACGAAGACUUCUGCUUGCAAGAAUGAAGAAGCUAUGGGGAUCAUAGCAGAUCACCGGGCAAAGUCCUCCUGUAGCUCAUCUUUUUUGGAUGUAAAAGGCAGAGAAGUGAAUGCUGAUGAUAUUGUUGAUGAUGGUAAUGGUGAUGAAUGCCGACUUUGUGGUAUAGGUGGGACUUUGCUUUGCUGUGAUGGGUGUCCGUCAGCUUAUCACCAUAGAUGUAUAGGUGUGAGCAAAAUGUCUAUACCAGGAGGGGCAUGGUAUUGCCCAGAGUGUACAAUCAAUAAGGUUAAGCCACCAAUUACAAGGGGUACAUAUCUAAGAGGAGCAGAGGUUUUCGGAAUUGAUUCAUAUGGACAAGCGUUUCUGGGAACUUGUGACCAUUUACUCGUGCUUAAAGUUUCAAUCAAAUUAGAACCACAUCUCAAAUACUACAGCCAGCGUGAUAUUCCAAAGGUCCUGCAAGCACUGUAUUCAUCUGUGCAGCAUCUGGCAUUGUACUCUGAGAUUUGCAAACGAAUUUUACAGUAUUGGGAUAUCCAAAAAGAUCUUUUGCGUAUUCUUGAAACAGUUGAAAUGCAAAAACAAUCAGCAAACCUGGACACUACUGUUUCAUGUCUGGAAAACUCUGGUAAAGAGCCUGGGUCUAACAAGAAUUUACCGGGUAUAAUGACUCAAACUGAAAAUCCCAGUGAACAAAGGAGCAGUGACACUCUGACAAAACAGGUUUCUUGUUUCAAGAAUACAGAGCUCUUAGAGCAGGUUAAAGUUGAUUGGACCGUGUCUUCAAGUUCGGUCAUCCAGCAGGCUGAUUCAGCAGACUUGACUCAACAAAGCUUGUCUGUAAAAUCAAGCUUGACAGAAUUUGCUAUGUCUACUUCAGGAAAUAGCAGUGUGAGUUAUGGAGGACAUUCGCGUGGGAUGUGCGGGGGAAAUACAUUCUCUCAAAGCAGAGAAAGUAAUGCGGUAGUUACAGGAAGAGGUUACAGGAAUUCAUCCAACGAUUACUUAUAUAUGGGAUCAAAUUUCAAGCCUCAGGCAUAUAUAAAUGCCUAUACACAUGGAGACUUUGCUUCUUCUGCAGCUACCAGUCUGGCUGUUCUCUCAUCUGAAGAAAACCAGGUUUCUGAGUCUCAUGCUUCAGACAAUAGGAGGAAAGUGUCUGCUAACUAUUCCCUGCAAAUAAAAGCCUUCUCAUCAGUAGCUGCACGUUUUUUUUGGCCGAAUUUUGAAAAGAAACUUGUGGAAGUUCCUAGAGAAAGGUGUGGUUGGUGCCUUUCCUGCGAGGCUUCUGUUUCAAGCAAGAGAGGAUGCUUGUUGAAUGCAGCUGCCUCAAAUGCCACAAAAGGCGCCAUGAAGAUUCUUGCUUGCCUUCAUCCUGUAAAGACUGGGGAGGGAAACCUUUCUGCCAUUGCAUCAUACAUUAUGUUAAUGGAGGAGAGUUUACAUGGUCUGACUGGUGGUCCCUUCCGGAAUCCUACAUAUAGAAAGCUAUGGCAUGAACGUGUAGAACAGGCUACAACUUGUGGUGCAAUAAAGUCUCUCUUGCUUGAGCUUGAGGAAAACAUCUAUACUGUUGCUCUUUCUGGAGACUGGGUUAAGCUGGUGGAUGACUGGUCGGUUGGAUCUCCUGCGAACCAGAAUGGUACAUUUGCUGCUGCAUCAACUCAGAAACGUGGACCAAGUGGGAGGCGAGGUAGAAAACCGGCUGCUAUAUCUGAAGUCACUUCUGAUGAUUUCCUUGACAACUUAGGUGACUUCAACUGGUGGCGAGGAGGAAUCCUGUCAAAGCUCAUAUUGCACAGGGGCAUUCUUCCACGCUCAAUGGUUAAGAAAGCAGCUUGCCAAGGUGGUUGUAGAAAGAUUCCAGGCAUUUAUUAUGCCGAAGGUUCUGAGAUUCCUAAAAGAAGCAGACAAUGUUUUUGGAGAGGUGCUGUGGAAAUGAGUAAGAAUGCAUCACAGCUUGCGCUACAGGUAAGGUACCUGGACCUUCACAUAAGAUGGAGUGAUCUCGUUCGUCCUGAACAGAACCUUCAAGAGGGAAAAGGUCCGGAAACAGAAGCUUCUGCUUUUAGAAAUGCUUCUGUUUGUGACAAGAAAAUUGCUGCAGACAAUAUUAUAUAUGGAGUUGCUUUUGGAAAUCAGAAACAUCUCCCGUCCCGUGUCAUGAAGAACAUGAUAGAAAUAGAGCGAACUCAAGAUGGAAAGGAAAAAUACUGGUUUUCUGAAUCACGCAUUCCUUUAUAUUUGAUCAAAGAGUAUGAAGAAAAUGUAGACAAAGUGCAUCUGCCAUUAGCUGACAAGCCUGUGAAUGCACUCUCUAAGUUACAAAGACAACAGCUGAAAGCUUCCCGUAAAGAUAUUGUCUCUUACCUUUCCUGUAAGAGAGACAAUUUAAUCAAGUGCUGUUGUGCUUCAUGUGAACUGGAUGUUUUACUUGGGAAAGCAGUCAAGUGCAGUUUAUGUGAAGGUUUUAUUCAUGAGCAUUGCACCAUCAAAUCAACGAGGCACAGGAAUGGCAUUGUUGGGUCCUCAAUCACCUGCAAAAAAUGUUCCUUGCCCAAAACUCUCCCUCAGAGAGAAACCAUUAAUGGCUCACCAACUAGUCCUUUGCUCUUGCAAGGGGUAGAAUAUCAGAAUGCUGUUACAAUCAACAAAGGCACUAAACUGAAGAGCUUUAAUCAGCCACAAAAAUCUGUCAAACAUGUAGAGAGUUCUAUGGAGAUGAAAUCAGCAACGCACAGUUCUGCUUUGGUGCCAAAAGACAGACGAAAAUUAUGUUCUUGGGGUUUGAUAUGGAAAAAGAAGAAUACCGACGAUAAUGGCAUUGAUUUCCGAUUGAGUAACAUUCUCUUGAAGGGCAAUACAGGCGGGAGUUGGCCAAGACCAGUUUGUGUCCUGUGCCAUAAGCCUUACAAUUCUGAUCUCAUGUAUAUUCACUGUAACACAUGUGAAAAAUGGUAUCACGCUGAAGCUCUAGAACUUGAGGAGUCAAAAAUUUUUAAUUUGAUUGGGUUCAAGUGCUGCAAAUGUCGUAGGAUAAGAUCACCUGUAUGCCCUUAUUUGGAUCCAGAAAGCAAGAAAACAUUAGAGGCCAAGAAGCCACGUGCUAGAAUUCUGAAGGCAGGGAAUUCGGAAGUGGACCCUGAUAAUGGCACCAUCUAUGAGCAACCUAAAGAUUUAGAAUCUAGCCCUCCAAUGUUGCCAGCAAACGAGGAAGUUGCGGAGGAUGACCCUCUUCUUUUUUCUCUUUCAAUGGUUGAGGAAUUCGCAGAACAAAAUUCAGAAACUGAUUUUGAAUGGAAUACUGUGGCUGCGACUCCUAGUACUGCACCUCAGAAACUACCAGUUAGAAGGCAUAUGAAGAAUGAAAUGAAUGUAGAUGAAAUCUCAACAAGUAAUCUGCCCCAGGUUGAGUUAUCCACACCUAUUGAACGAAACAAUCUCCUGAACCCUGCUGAGGAAUCAUUAUCUCCUCACAUGGACUGGGAUGUUUCUAAAAAUGAGUGUGAUGAUGGUGUGCUUGACUAUGACGGUCUAAACUAUGAGGAUAUGGAGUUUGAACCGCAGACCUACUUCUCUUUUACCGAGCUCUUGGCAUCUGAUGAUGGCGGCCAGGUGGAUGAAGUUAAUACAUUCCGGGAGGGAUUUCAGGACCAGUUUGGAGUGGGUAUUAACAAUCAGCAAGAACUUUCAAUUGCUGCAGAACAUGGCAGUGAUAUAGUUCCUUGUCGCAUCUGUUCCCGUACAGAACCCAGUGCUGAUCUUUCCUGCCAGAUUUGUGGGAUAUGCAUACACAGCCAUUGUUCGCCUUGGGUUGAGCCAUCAUCAUCUAUGGAGGGAAAUUGGAGGUGUGGCGGCUGCCGAGAGUGGCAAUAGUUAAAUCUCUUUACGAAGAUCAUGAAUUUUGUUUAUGGUCGAUUGAGUUUACAAAAUGGACCAUGGUUAAGCGAGGUUUGCUGAUUGAGAUUGGGCUUUAUCGCAAGGUAGGGGAUGGGCAGAUUCAGUUUUCUACAUUGGUAGAAGUAAAUUGUGGAUAUCAUCCAUUGCAAACUUUGGGAGCUUUGAGUGCUUGUGCAGAUGGAGAUACACAGUAGGUUCUCCGGUGGAGGUGGGUGGGUUGGUUGGUUGCUGCAUUGAUCCAGAAAUGCCUACUUGCGAAAUCUCUCAUCUGAUUGAUUAAAAUCCGGUUUUUGAUGUUUGAAUUUUUUGGGGAUUGGUUAUUUUUCAGGCUCCACAACAUGUUAGGCCGAUUUUGCCAAUUUCUUCGUUUGAUUAGAGAACUGGGGGAAUAUAGGAUCCUCGUGGAACUGAGAUAUUUACCCCAUGUAGGAAGGAUAAGCAGGUGUUUUUUAUUAUGCUUAUCUGAUUGUUUUCGCUUGUGUAAAGUAGAAACCCCCACACCAUCAGCGAGGAUUUCAAUCUUACUGAACUCUUUUACCCAUAUAAUAGCAAUUGUUGAACUCUUUUACUCAA
Molecule: messenger RNA, 5701 nt
Organism: Diospyros lotus (date-plum)
Lineage: Eukaryota; Viridiplantae; Streptophyta; Magnoliopsida; Ericales; Ebenaceae
Product: DDT domain-containing protein PTM-like
Exons: 9
Coding region: 101-5104 (1667 amino acids)
Source: RefSeq, a predicted model, not a curated record